This is a messenger RNA of Trichoderma harzianum CBS 226.95, 1607 nucleotides long. RefSeq lists its product as hypothetical. Gene Ontology annotation, biological process: regulation of DNA-templated transcription. The record is from RefSeq and is a predicted model, not a curated record. NCBI's taxonomy places the organism in Eukaryota, Fungi, Ascomycota, Sordariomycetes, Hypocreales, Hypocreaceae. Bases 17 to 1531 code for a protein of 504 amino acids. The transcript has 4 exons. Gene Ontology annotation, molecular function: DNA-binding transcription factor activity, RNA polymerase II-specific; zinc ion binding.
CGAGCUUGCAUGAGGUAUGAGCGAGUUCAGAAAAGCGAAAAGGUGCAGCACUUGCGCCGUCCGGAGAAUCGCGUGUGAUCAAAAAACGCCAUCGUGUUCGCAGUGCUUGUUGACAGGAAGAUCGUGUGGCGGCUACCAUCGUCAAACAAUUUUUGUGGAGGGAGAUGUUGGACUUCGGAAGUCUCGAAGAAAGGCGAAGGAUGUUCCGAGCUCUCCAAGCUCCCUAAAGGGGUCCGAAAAGAAACCCAGGGCCAGGCGUCGGCAAACAGCCGGACCCGCAAUCAAAUUCCAAGUCGCUCAGGCUGAUGAGGCAUUCUCAACGGAGCAAGACUACCUCAUCUCGGUCAUCAUCAACAAUUUCACCCCUGCUCAGGAAAGAUCAUUGGUCCGAACCGUGGACGGCACAGCUGCCUGUCUCGACUCUCGAGUGUGUGGCUCUUGGGUCACUCUACUUCCAGAGAUUACAGCACGGUCUUUGGUACAUCCAGAUGUUCUUCAAUUUGCGAUCAAAUCGCUGGGCUACUCAAUUCUGAGGAGAACCCUACAGGCACUUGAGGCCUAUGGCGAGACUCUUUGUUUAUUAAAAUCUAGCCUUGCUAUGGCUGGAGAAGUGUCAUUUGAAGAAAUAUUGGCUACAAUCCUGUGCUUGACUCUUGCUGAGGUCUUACUAGGCACCGAGCAUAAUGGAUGGUCAGCGCACACUCGAGGUGUAUGCAAAUUAGUUCAAGAGAAUGGCCCAGAUGCUUUCAAAUCAGGCGUUCUGCACCAGCUUUUUACGGGCUUCCGGAUCUUCAUGCUACUCGGGGCAAUUCAACAACGAAAAGAAAGCUUCUUAGACGAACCUGCGUGGAAAACAGAACCUUUUUCGUCCGAGCCAAAAUCUUUGAUGCAGAGUCUGCUAGACGAGAUUUCUGGUCUGCCAUCCCUUCUGCAGCGGCUAGACGCAAUCUCUAGCUCCAAUCGAGAGCAGCAGAAAGAGGAGAUUGUUGCUCUCUUCAAAGAUUUCGACACACAAAUGCUUCGCCUUGAGGACUGGGAAGCAAAUCUCAAAACUAGCACAGAUUGCAGGGUGUUGUGGUGGCCUGUGGCAUCAUCUCUGGACCCCGAAACUUCUUUUCCAAUCUCAUACGAGUUCGUGACCAUCCUAGUGGCCAACACGAUGUCUCAUUAUUGGAGCUUUCUCUUAGUUAUCCAGCUCUCAAUAUCGACUCUGCUAGCUCUUUCUAAGGAGAAUGGAGUUGAUGUGGCAUGCCUUUGGAAGCAGCGGGCUACGAUCUCACCAGAAAAUAGGGUAGCGCUCGCAAAAGACAUUUGCCAGAGCAUGCGAUACCAUCUCCAACCAGAAAUGGGGCUAUAUGGCCCAGCGGCAACACUUUAUCCUAUCAACGUGGCGUUGCAAAUCUUCAGGGAGGAAAAAAAGACGAAGGAGGUCGUGUGGUGUGAGAAUUUUAUUGCCAAACUAGAAACGAUGGGCAUACUACUCGCAUCGCAUAUACCUUCGGUUGAGACGGUUACUAGGAAAUCUACAUAAGAGCUGUCUACUUUUGAAUAGGCCAGGUUUUAAAGCCAAUUUGGGAUAAUGUAUAAUAUAAAUAAUCUUAUUCAGA